ACCUUUGCCUUGGGGGACGACGACCGCAUUCGUGUCUUAGAACAAGAGUUAUACUCGUUGCGCAAGACAAAGCAAGUAUUCGAUGGAGUAUACAUGCCUCCACGCAAAUCAAAUACAAACACUCGUCAAUCUCCGCCCACGUCAGGAAGUGGUGUGGAAAAAGCCCUGCCCUGGGCGGAUGUAUCUCUGGGCAAAAAUGCGCGGCUACCAGUUACAGUGCCUACAGCUGCUUCAUCAACCACACCAUCUACGUCGCAGCCUAUAGUCACUAUGCCGGAAGCAGACAAGGAGCCAGAACAUCCCUAUCGUGUAGCCAGGGAUGCUACCUAUAUGCCACCAUCCACGCGUAACUUUGCCUCGAACGCACCGAGACCUCAGAACAGAGACCCAGCCUAUCAUACUACCACCCCAGUCUAUCAGCCACGGCUCUCAGACGACGUUUUUAAG
Molecule: messenger RNA, 447 nt
Organism: Laetiporus sulphureus 93-53
Lineage: Eukaryota; Fungi; Basidiomycota; Agaricomycetes; Polyporales; Laetiporaceae
Exons: 3
Source: RefSeq, a predicted model, not a curated record